CUGGAGGAAACUGGAGAAGCCUGAGGAAACCCAUACGGAAAUGCAUGGGGAGAACAUGCACACAGGCUUGACACAGAGAGCUACCUGAACUCAGGAUCAAACAGGGGACUCUGGAGCUGUGAGGUGGUAAUACUACUCAUCAUGCCACCGAUUUUUGUCCAUUUUUGCAUUUUGACCAGUCUCUUGAAUCCCUUGAAAAGGAUUUAAUAAUCAUAAAAACACACUCUUAUAAAGUUAGGUUGACUUUAGGUUUCUGAGUCUUGUGUGUUCUGCCAUGAUGGUGUCUAACAGUCAAAUCAUACUAGCUCUACACAUGGUAUUCUCUCAGGAAAAAAAGAGUGCAAAACUGUACUUUUCCAUGUCACUCCAGUGGUAACCUCAAGGGUACAUCAUUUAGUACCUUUAGCGUGUAUCUCUUUAUCUAGAAAGGUGCAUGAAAUGUACCUAAAGCUAAUUAGGUACAAGACAAGAAUUAUUUUUAAAGGUAUCCUACAAUCACAUGUACGGUAUAGAUCAAGGGAAAGGGCCAGUGUGGAUCUGGUUUUCAUUCCAACUAAGCAGAAGCCACACCUGAGUCUCCUGAAAGCUCAGGAUCGACUGAUUAACCAGGUGGAUUCAGGUGUGGCUCCUGCUUGCACACUGGUCCUUUGUGCAUAAGCUUGGACACCCCUGCUAUAGAUACACACUAAAGGUACAAAAGGUGUACAAUUGAUAGUAACACACCAGCAACAGGGCACUGAUGUGGCACAUUUAGUACCAUUUUUCAGAGUUUCACACUUUUUAAGGGCUGCCAGUGAAGACCCGCCCACCUUUUCAUCUGAUUGGUCAGUUUAAAAUCGAUCACCUGACCACUUUUUUUUUUUUUUUUUUUUAAACAACUACCACUCAAGUCAAGUCGCACAUCUUUUUAACACCAGUUUAACACCAAAUAAGCCGGCGAUGAGUAAACUAAUCCCAGCUCAAGAAGCAGCCAAGAUCUACCACACCAACUAUGUGAGGAACGCCAGAGCCAUCGGCGUGCUCUGGAUCAUCUUCACCAUCUGCUUUGCCAUCAUCACCAUGGUGGUGUUCAUUCAGCCCUACUGGAUCGGGGACAGUGUGGACACCCCGCAGUCUGGAUACUUCGGGCUUUUCCACUACUGCAUCGGAAACCCCAUCACAGGAGAGCUGGUGUGUAAAGGAAGCGCUCUGGAUUUCGGAUCCAUUCCUUCUGGAGCCUUUAAGACGGCCAUGUUCUUCGUGGGGAUUUCAUUCCUGCUGGUUGUAGGCACCAUCGGCUGCUUCAGUCUCUUCUUCUUCUGUAACGCAGGCAGUGUGUAUAAGAUCUGUGCGUGGAUGCAGCUCGCUGCCGCAACCUGUAUGGUCAUAGGCUGUAUGAUAUACCCAGACGGCUGGGACUCGGAGGAGGUGAAGCGCAUGUGUGGCCAGCGCACAGAUAAGUACACACUGGGGAACUGCACGGUGCGCUGGGCUUACAUCCUGGCCAUCAUCAGCAUCAUGGACUCCCUCGUCCUCUCCUUCCUGGCCUUUGUACUGGGCAACCGACAGGACAAACUGCUGCCUGAGGACUUCCAGGUGGGAGAGAGCACAGGUAAGAUGACAAGCUAUUUCUCUACAUACACACAUUUACAAGGAGAAAAAAGGUUACAUUUAUUUAAAAGUUCUAUGUAGAACCCUAUGAGUGAUCCUUCAGUAUCCAGAAAAAACUCUUAAGGAAACCUUUUUUCGAAGAGUGUAUUAUAGGACAUAGACAAAAACUCCUAUUCCACCAUUUGUACCACAGAGCUGUUGAAUUCUCAAUUCUGAUUGGUCAGAAGGUGUUGAUUAAUCUUCUAUAACAGCAGCUCUGACAAUAGUUCAGGUUAAUACUGAUCAGCUCGUUCUAAUAUGUUUUUAUUUCUAUUGUAACAAUUUACACAGGCACUUGUAUGGCACAUAAACAGAUAAAAAUUAAUUUGUGUAAUUGUUUAUAUGAUGUGAUGAGAUAUAUGAAGUUUUCUGUGAUGUUUAUGUGGCUAACUAACUUUGCCAGCAUUCCACAACAUUAAAUGUAACUAUAAAUGGAUAAAAAAAGUGUAAUGAGCACUUAUUUAAUAAAUAAAAAAUGUAACGAAAAUAUAAUUAGUAUCUAAUAAAGAGAGGAGAAAGGACAAGCUUUUAUAUUAAUCAGUGAGAUUCACAAAAGCCUCCCACGUUUUCUACUGUAUCUUCUAAAAAGCAAGCUCAAGCCAAAGACAACGACCUUCACUCUGAAACAAACGUCAGUUGAUCUUGUUUCUAAGCAACACAAUAUUAAAAUAGACAGUUGGGUAACUUUUGUUUCUUCUCUCGAGUCAAUCGAGUCCCAUGUGACAGCAGUGUGUUGAAAGCACGACUCUGCUGAGGUUAAGGGUCCAGGUGAAGUGACAGGUUUUUCUAGACUGUCAGAUUGUGAGGCUGAUACACAACUGUGUCUUUCAAUUUCAGAAGAAGCAUGAAGCGUCUGACGUCCGCCUCUAUUUAUGGAACUGCAUCAGCCAAAACAUCUUUGGCCAUAUUCUACAUCUGGAGUUUCUUCCACUACUAUUAAGGGAAGGACUUUUAAUAUUAAUGACAUGCUACUUUUGUACUGUACAGUCUUUAUCCUUUAUCUGAUCUACAUUUAGUCUUUCAGCUGCUUAUUACUUUUUUUUUUUUUUUUAUAAAAAUGGUCUAUAUGCAUCUUGUAAUUAAAAAAAAAAUCAGGACAAGGUUAGCCACUAAAAAAAACAAUCUUAAUUAAAUAAUUUUUCCUCAUAUAUUUUGUUGUGUUUUAGAAAAUAUGUUAUUUAUAACUAUGAAAAUCCCAAAGAAGAUUCUUUUGUACAGAUGAUAAUUUUUAUGUUUCAUGUAUAUUUUUUAGCCCAUAAUUAAAUUUGGUUACACUAACUGUGGAGGACUGUGUCAUUGAAGCGUACAUGUUUUACCAUCUAUAUAUGUCAUCAAAAGCGUCUGGUCUAUUUCCAGUCUUCGACCUUCCAGUUUCAGCGUCCACUGUAGCUUCAGAUUCUUGCUCUUGGCUGACAGGAGUGGACUCCAAUGUGGUCUCCUGCUGUUGUAGCCUCGAGGUUUAUUGUGUUGUGCGUUCCGAAAUGCUAUUCAGCUCAACACAGUUGUAAAGAGUGCGUUACGGUAGCUUUCCUGUCAGCUCCAUCCAGUCUGUCCUUGGACCUCUCCUCAACAAAGCGUUUCCACCCACAGAACUGCCUCUCACUUGAUGUUUGUUUUUUGUCUGUCACAUUUUUCCCCAUUUUGAUGUUUGAUGUGAACUUUAACUGAAGCUCUUGACCUGUAUCUGCAUGAUUUUAUGUUGUGCUGCUGCCGCAUGAUUGACUGACUAGACAAUUGCACGAAUACCUAUAACCCAAUUCUUGAUUUGAGUUUUAGACGAACACAUGCUGAAGGCCAAGCAGAGACAAUAGACCAGUUACUGUGUGUUCUUCUUCUUUCAGCCGCUCCCGUUAGGGGUCGCCACAGUGGAUCAUUGGUCCGCAUAUUUGAUUUGGCACAGUUUUUACGCCAGAUGCCCUCCCUCACACAACCCUCCCCAAUUUUAUUCGGGUUUGGGACCAGCAUUAGGAGCGCCCUGCCGUGUGCAAAAACAGUGGCUGGGGUUGGUUUCUUAGCUGGGAAAUGAACCCAGGCCACUGCAGUGAGAGCGCCGUGGCCUAACCACUAGUCCUCCAGGGACCCCAGACCAAGUCCUGCGUCUAAAUUAUAUUUAAACAGAAAACACCAACACAGCUCUGUGACUUUCAAGUCUUUAUUCAUAACAACUACAGAAAGGGUUUUAUUGAAGCGGCAAACAAUCGAGAGCAGAGCGGCUGAGAAAAAGAGAGAAAAGGACGUGCUUGUAGAAACUGGAAAAGGUCAAAGGUGAAAGUCUUUCAAUACAAAAGAGCAAACAGAGGUCCAGGUCCUUCACAAUAAAAUUACCCUACGUUCAUUUACACAUAAAAAAAAAAAACCACUGAUCC
Molecule: messenger RNA, 3995 nt
Organism: Pangasianodon hypophthalmus (striped catfish)
Lineage: Eukaryota; Metazoa; Chordata; Actinopteri; Siluriformes; Pangasiidae
Gene: lhfpl5a
Product: LHFPL tetraspan subfamily member 5a
Exons: 3
Coding region: 940-1671 (243 amino acids)
Biological process (GO): sensory perception of sound; detection of mechanical stimulus involved in sensory perception
Cellular component (GO): plasma membrane
Source: RefSeq, a predicted model, not a curated record